This is a messenger RNA of Talpa occidentalis (Iberian mole), 932 nucleotides long. RefSeq names its product ankyrin repeat domain 9 (gene ANKRD9). The transcript has a single exon. Lineage: Eukaryota; Metazoa; Chordata; Mammalia; Eulipotyphla; Talpidae. The record is from RefSeq and is a predicted model, not a curated record. Bases 4 to 930 code for a protein of 308 amino acids. Gene Ontology annotation, molecular function: protein binding.
GCCAUGCCCUGGGACGCGCGGCCGCCCGGGGGCGCGGAGGGCGGCCCCGAGGGCGCGGGCGCGGCGCGCGCGCGGGCGCAGAAGCAGUGCCGCAAGUCGUCCUUCGCCUUCUACCAGGCCGUGCGCGACCGGCUGCCCGUGUGGCUGCUCGAGGACAUGCGCGCCAGCGAGGCCUUCCACUGGGACGAGCGCGGCCGCGCCGCCGCCUACUCGCCGGCCGAGGCGCUGCUCUACGCGCUGGUGCACGACCACGGCGCCUACGCGCACUACCUGCUGGCCACCUUCCCGCGCCGCGCGCUGGCCGCGCCCGCCGCCGGCUUCCGCUGCUGCGCCGCGCCGGGGCCGCACGUGGCGCUCGCCGUGCGCUACAACCGCGUGGGCAUCCUGCGGCGCAUCCUGCGCGCGCUGCGCGACUUCCCGGCCGACGAGCGCGCGCGCCUGCUGGACCGGCGCGGCUGCGCGCGCGUGGAGGGCGGCGGCACGGCGCUGCACGCGGCCUGCGAGCUGGCGCGGCCCGAGUGCCUGUUCCUGCUGCUCGGCCACGGCGCCUCGCCCGGCCUGCGCGACGCGGGCGGCCUCACGCCGCUCGAGCUGCUGCUGCGCCAGCUGGGCCGCGACGCGGGGGCGGCCGGGGCGCCCGGGGAGCCGCGCCGGCGCCGCCUGCUGCUGCUGGACCUGCUGGCGCUGUACACGCCCGCGGGCGCCGCCGGCCCGGCCCGCCGCGAGCUGCUGGGCGACCGGCCGCGCUGGCAGCGGCUGCUGGGCGAGGACACGUUCCGCUGGCUGGCGGGCCUGGCGCCGCCCUCGCUCUUCGCGCGCGCCAUGCAGGUGCUGGUCACCGCCAUCUCGCCCGGCCGCUUCCCCGAGGCCCUGGACGAGCUGCCGCUGCCGCCCUUCCUGCAGCCGCUGGACCUCUCCGGCCAGGGCUAGCC